GUUAGGAGGUUAGGUGUGGGAGGCGAGCUGGCCAGGUACCUCUUCAAGGUGCUGGUACGCGUGGGCCGUACCACUGCACCGCACCACCUCCAUGCGCAUGAUGGGACUGGCUGUCGAUUUGACGAUGACAAGCGCGCGCCUUUGGAUGUCACAGGACUUUGUCGGCCGCCGCAUAGUGGCCUCGUCCGCGGGCCGCCCUAUCCUCUAGGGUUCCAGCGCCGCAUCGCGAGAUGGAAGAGCGGGGAGCGGUUGAAGAAGCGCGCGAUUUCAGAGGAGGCCGAGUGCAAGGAAUAG
Messenger RNA from Clonostachys byssicola, 294 nucleotides. NCBI's taxonomy places the organism in Eukaryota, Fungi, Ascomycota, Sordariomycetes, Hypocreales, Bionectriaceae. The record is from the annotation of a GenBank genome assembly.